AUGGUGAUAGUACAAGCAAGGAGUAUUUCUAGGAAUCAUGAGCCCAUCGGCUUUGAUCAGUCACUUCCUGGAUCUGCUCUUCUUGACGAUAACCAUGAUGAGUGGUACCACAAAGUAGGUCUCAUGCAGGCUGAUGGCCUGGACCAGCUCGCAAAAGUCAGCGCAGGCCACCGUCACUCUGGUGAUCCGUUCCGGGGACAUACUGAAAACAAGGCCUUCACAUGUGAAUCCAAUCCUAGCACCCGCUCGUAUGCGGGAUAUGACCCCAAAGUGCCUAUCGCGAAUAUCUUUUCACCGACACCGACAAUGACAAUGAAUAUUGCUGCAUAA
This is a messenger RNA of Penicillium soppii, 330 nucleotides long. RefSeq lists its product as uncharacterized. The coding region runs from base 1 to 330 and encodes 109 amino acids. Lineage: Eukaryota; Fungi; Ascomycota; Eurotiomycetes; Eurotiales; Aspergillaceae. The transcript has 2 exons. The record is from RefSeq and is a predicted model, not a curated record.